AGCGUACAGUAUAGUUGGGACGUCGCCGUUUCGCUUUGUUUGGAUGCGUACAACACGACGAUCCUGCCAUGCCCGUCGCAGUUUCAUUUCACACGUAGUAUUGAGACGUUUUCGUACUAUUCAGCAUUGAGACAAUUUAUGGAACUCUCCAGAAUUGGGAUUUGUGACUUUUCAACGGUUUGUUUAUCACAAGUGUAAUGGACAUGUGGAAAACGAAGUAACAGGGAGAUUUCAACGCAAAUAUGACGUUUUUGCCAGCUUCGAUUCUCGUGACUCUCCUAGUCUUCGGAACAACAAAAGGUCUGAGGGAAUACAGAGGUCCGAGAAUAACGGAGCACCCGGGCAAUCUGACAGUGCCGAGACACGAGCCUGCGACCCUCUACUGUAAAGCCGAAGGUCUUCCCGAGCCGACGGUCACAUGGUACAAGGACGGCGAAGUGGUCACAACAGGCCAACAUAGAGUCCUUCUUCCGGCCGGCAGUCUUUUCUUCCUCAGAGUCUCAAACGGCAGGAAGGACAACGACGCAGGCGUCUACUGGUGCGUGGCCAGCAAUUCAGCAGGAUCGGCCAGGAGCCGUAACGCCACUUUAGACGUAGCAGAGCAAACCCUGCACCUUCGAUCGAACCUACCUUACGUCUGGGAAAACGCCGAGAAGUAUUCCGUAAGCUGUCCAAGCGCGUUGAUGCGAUGGUUUUUACCUCAGCUCUGUUAAUAAAUUAGAACAUUUUAGAAUAGAGCCGAAAUUAACACAAAUAAUAGCAAGGCAUAACUAAAAAACACACUUUUUCUUAUAACAUUAUUCAUAGAUUUCUUAUAAUAGACAUACCUUGGAAGAGAUGGAACAUUAUCAACAUCUUGGAAUGACAAUAAACCACCAAAUGACAAUAGUGGCCAUGGCAUUUACUAAUUCAAUAAGCAUUUAAAAUCCUUUAUCUUGAUUCAUUUAAACAAAA
Molecule: messenger RNA, 954 nt
Organism: Cimex lectularius (bed bug)
Lineage: Eukaryota; Metazoa; Arthropoda; Insecta; Hemiptera; Cimicidae
Product: roundabout homolog 3-like
Exons: 3
Coding region: 243-713 (156 amino acids)
Biological process (GO): axon guidance; dendrite self-avoidance; homophilic cell-cell adhesion
Cellular component (GO): axon; plasma membrane
Molecular function (GO): cell-cell adhesion mediator activity
Source: RefSeq, a predicted model, not a curated record